Molecule: messenger RNA, 555 nt
Organism: Acanthosepion pharaonis
Lineage: Eukaryota; Metazoa; Mollusca; Cephalopoda; Sepiida; Sepiidae
Source: the annotation of a GenBank genome assembly
AUGUCUCCGUUUCUUUCUCUCUCUCUCUCUCUCUUUCUUUCUUUCUUUCUUUCUUUCUUUCCGCUCUCUUCUUUUUUUCUCUUACUAUUUCUUCCUUUUUCUUUAAUUAUUUUCUUCUCUUUCUCUCUCUCUCUCUUCUCUCUCUCUUUCGCUAUUUUUUACUCUCUUUGUCUCCUGUUUUUCUUUCUUUCGGUCUUAGGCUCUCUUCUUUUUUCUCUUAAUAUAUCUUCCUUUUUCUUUAAUUAUUUUCUUCUCUUUCUCUCUCUCUCUCUCUCUCUCUCUAUGUCCCUCCAUGUCCCACUCUCUCUCUAUCUCUCUCUCGUUCUCUCUCUCUCUCUCCGUCGCUAUGUUUUGGUCUCUCCUUUUCUGUCCCAUUUUUUUAAAUCUCUCUUUCAUCCUUAUUUUUUCUCUCUUCCGGUCUCAGUCUUUAUUUUACUAAAUAAUCUAUAUCUCCAAAUAUUUCUCCGCAAUAUUUCCAGUAGCAGAAUUUGUUUCCCAGUUGACAUUUACCGACUAUUAGAAAGUCAUAAAUCUGUUGGCAUCACGCUCUCUUAG